Sungouiella intermedia is the source of this 2658-nucleotide messenger RNA. NCBI's taxonomy places the organism in Eukaryota, Fungi, Ascomycota, Pichiomycetes, Serinales, Metschnikowiaceae. The record is from the annotation of a GenBank genome assembly.
AUGUCUAGCUUAAAGACGGGCACAGGGUACCGAAGAAACAAAGAGUACGAUUAUGAAGAUCUAGAAGCAGAAGCUAGUGUCGUGGACAACGUGCAUGACGAAGUGGCUGAUGGUGCUAUUAAUGAGACAGUGACUGAGACAACACUUGUUAGUGAACCCAAACAAAUAAAUAAGACAAAAGAACAGGUGGAGAGGUCUCAAACUCAAAACAAUCAGAAUAGGCUAAAGGAAACGCCUGAGCAGUAUCUAAAAAGAAGGUAUAACUCACAAGUGAUGCAGAUCCAGCGGGAUGUGGACUGGUUGGCAAAGAAGGUUGACUUAACACCAAAACAGGCAGCAGAGUACAGGGAAAAACGGGAAUUUUUAGAGUCUGUCAGUUCCACUGCAGAUGAAGGCACUCAAUAUAUACUUCCGUCUGAGUACAAGACGGCAGAAGGUCAUAUUGACCGUAAACGAAAGCAGGAAUUGCUUCGACCAACACAAGAAGAGCAACCAGAGGAGAAACGACUGAGAUUCGACAAUCAAUGGGAAUUAGACCAGCUUAAAAAGGCGCAAGAGAUUGUGGCAUCGAAUCCUGAUAAGAUUGAGUUAGCAGACAAGGGGCACUACGAGUUUGUAUUUGAUGAGUCGCAAUUCGUUGAUUUUGAUGACUCUGCUGAUGUUACUGGAGACAAUGAAGUGGAAGCCGAAGAGUUUCCUAGUCUGAAGCCCACAAUCAGUCGUGAAAUUCAAGAAGUAAGAAAAUCGCUUCCCGUAUACAAGUUGCGAGGCGAUUUCCUCGAAGCUAUAGACAAGAACCAAGUUCUCAUAGUGGUGGGUGAAACAGGUUCUGGUAAGACUACCCAAUUACCCCAGUAUCUUUAUGAAGCGGGGUAUACGAAAGCAUCAGGAGGCAAAAUCCAAAAAGUGGGAUGCACCCAGCCCAGAAGAGUGGCUGCUACUUCUGUUUCUUCUAGAGUUGCUGAUGAAGUUGGAUGUCGAUUAGGUGACGAGGUGGGAUACUCAGUUCGAUUUGAAAAUGUGCUGAGCAGCAAAACACAAAUCAAAUAUUUGACUGAUGGAAUGCUUCUUCGAGAGUUUCUCUCAGAUCCACUUCUCACUGGUUAUAGUGCGUUGAUGAUUGAUGAAGCGCACGAACGUACAGUUUCCACAGAAAUUGUACUUACGUUGUUGAAGGAUAUCAUCAAGGAGAGACUGGAUCUUCGAAUCAUUGUCGCUUCUGCCACUAUUAAUGCCGAAAAAUUUGCUAACUACUUCAACGAUGCUCCGAUCUUCAAGAUUCCCGGGCGUAGAUUUCCAGUGGAUAUCUGCUACACCAAGCACCCUGAAGCUAACUAUAUUCAAGCAGCAAUUACCACCGUUUUCCAAAUUCAUAUGAAGCAGGAAACUCCUGGGGACAUUUUAGUGUUCUUGACAGGUCAAGACGAAAUUGAAACAAUGGCAGAGACGUUGAACGAGGCAUGUGAGAAUCUCGGUGAUCUGAUUAAGCGUCUCAUAGUUGCACCCAUUUACGCCAAUAUGCCUCCAGCAAUGCAAGCCAGGAUAUUUGAGCCUACUCCUCCAGACUCGAGAAAAGUUGUCUUGGCCACCAAUAUCGCGGAAACAUCCAUCACAAUCGAUGGAAUCAAAUAUGUCGUUGAUCCAGGAUACGUUAAGGAGAAUGUGUUUAAUCCAACCACGGGUAUGGAGAGUCUUGUGGUUGUUCCAUGCUCUAGAGCUUCUGCAGAUCAAAGAGCUGGUAGAGCAGGAAGAGUUGGUCCAGGAAAGUGUUACAGACUUUUUACCAAGUGGUCUUUCUACAAUGAGUUAAUGGCCAACCCAACACCGGAAAUCUUGCGUGUGAACUUGGGAACGGUGGUGCUUCUUCUUUUGUCCAUGGGAAUCACGGAUUUGGUUCACUUCGACUUCAUGGAUCCUCCCAGUACGCAAACACUCAUGAAGUCAUUGGAACUUCUUUACUCUUUGGGUGCUCUUAAUGUUCAAGGGCAGCUCACGGAAACAGGUCGUAAAAUGGCUGAGUUUCCCAUGGAUCCAAUGUUUUGCAAGUGUUUAUUAACUAGCUCUCAAUAUGGGGUCACCUAUGAAAUCUUGUCGAUUUUGGCCAUGUUGUCAGAAUCCUCUAAUUUAUUCUAUCGACCCAAGGACAAGAAAGAACAAGCCGAUAAGAGAAAAUUGAGUUUCGCCCACGAAUUGGGAGACCAUUUGACGCUUCUCAAUAUCUGGAAGCAAUGGGCUGAAACUGGAUUUUCCAACAUUUGGUGUGAGGAUAAUUUUCUUCAGUAUAGAACAUUGAAGAGGAUCAAAGAAGUACGUGCCCAGCUCGAACAAUUGUGCCAAAAGGUGGGACUUCAGGUGGAAAAGACCGGAGACGAUAACCAGAAGCUUGUAAAAAUUCAAAAAUCGUUAUUCAGUGGGUUUUUUCCAAAUGUUGCGAAGCUAUCAAAACUAGGUUCCAGUUACGUUCUGAUCAAAAGAAAUCAGCCAGUGCACAUUCACCCAUCGUCGGGUUUAUUCCCGGUGAAACCUCCUCCGAAAUUUGUCAUGUACCACGAACUUGUCUUGACCAGCAAGGAAUACAUGAGAAAUUGCAUGGUCAUAGAUGAAAAAUGGUUGUCAGAGUUGGCCAAUCAUUACUACAAAAGCUACAAUGAGAAAUAA